Stegastes partitus (bicolor damselfish) is the source of this 8564-nucleotide messenger RNA. It is a transcript of the gene epha7, whose product is annotated as eph receptor A7. The coding region runs from base 63 to 3806 and encodes 1247 amino acids. Lineage: Eukaryota; Metazoa; Chordata; Actinopteri; Pomacentridae. The transcript is spliced from 24 exons. Gene Ontology annotation, molecular function: transmembrane-ephrin receptor activity; protein binding; ATP binding. Gene Ontology annotation, cellular component: dendrite; plasma membrane. The record is from RefSeq and is a predicted model, not a curated record. Gene Ontology annotation, biological process: ephrin receptor signaling pathway; protein phosphorylation; axon guidance.
GGGAAGCACGCGAGACGGUGGCAAAGCGAGUUACGGUCUAGAUUGAAAUCCGCAGCUGCACCAUGCUCUCCACGUCUAUUCCGUGUCUGUGGAUUACGUUUUGCCUUCAUUUAUGCUGUUAUGUGGACAGCGGGGAAGCACAGAAUGCGAAGGAAGUGAUUCUGCUGGACUCCAAGGCACAGCAGACAGAACUGGAGUGGAUCUCCUAUCCUCCCAAUGGGUGGGAAGAGAUCAGUGGCUUGGAUGAGAACUAUACGCCCAUCCGCACAUACCAAGUUUGCCAAGUCAUGGAGCCCAAUCAGAAUAACUGGCUUCGGACUAACUGGAUAGAGAAGGGCGAUGCCCAGAGAAUUUUUGUGGAACUGAAAUUCACCUUGAGGGAUUGUAACAGCCUACCCGGUGUGGUUGGCACUUGCAAGGAGACAUUCAACUUGUAUUACCAGGAAACGGAUUCGGAGGUUGGCAGGAGCUUAAGGGAGAACCAGUACGUAAAAAUUGACACGAUCGCCGCAGAUGAAAGCUUCACCCAGGGCGACCUGGGCGAGAGAAAGAUGAAGCUGAAUACAGAAGUGCGCAUAAUUGGCCCCCUGUCCAGGCGAGGCUUCUACCUGGCCUUCCAGGAUGUAGGGGCGUGUAUUGCCCUGGUCUCUGUCAAAGUUUAUUACAAGAAAUGUUGGUCUAUCAUCGAGAACCUGGCCACGUUCCCAGACACCGUGACGGGAUCAGAGUUCUCCUCGCUGGUGGAGGUCGAGGGCAUGUGCGUGAGCGACGCCGAGGAGGAGGCCGACAACUCGCCCAAGAUGCACUGCAGCGCUGAGGGGGAAUGGCUGGUGCCCAUUGGGAAAUGUAUAUGCAAAGCUGGAUUUCAUCAGAAAGGAGACGCUUGUGAACCGUGCGGUCGUGGUUUCUACAAGUCCUCGUCCCAGGACCUGCAGUGCUCUCGCUGUCCGGCGCACAGCUUCAACGACCGCGAGGGCUCCUGGCGCUGCGACUGUGAGGACGGCUACUACCGAGCACUCUCUGACCCUGCUUCUGUGGCCUGCACAAGACCUCCCUCAGCGCCACAGAACCUGGUCUACAACAUCAACCAGACCACCGUUAGCCUGGAGUGGAGCCCGCCAGCCGACACCGGCGGUCGCAACGACGUCACCUACAGGGUUAUAUGCCGGCGCUGCAGCUGGGAACCCGAGGAGUGUGUACCGUGUGGGCCAAAUGUGGGAUACUCUCCUGCGCAGUCAGGAUUAGUGGACACUUAUGUGACCAUUAUGGACCUGCUCGCCCAUGCCAACUACACUUUUGAGGUGGAGGCUGUCAACGGGGUGUCAGACCUGAGCCGGACGCAGAGGCUGUUUGCGGCGGUCAGCAUUGCUACUGGUCAAGCAGCUCCGUCCCAGGUCAGCGAGGUCAUCAAGGAGAAAGUGCAGCAGCGCAGCAUUCAGCUCUCCUGGCAGGAGCCCCAGCAGCCCAAUGGCGUCAUCACAGAAUAUGAGAUCAAAUACUACGAAAAAGAUCAGAAGGAUCGGAUCUAUUCCACGGUGAGGUCCAAGUCCACGUCGGCCACGGUGAACAACCUGAAGCCCAGCACGGCCUACAUCUUCCAGAUCAGGGCUUUCACGGAAGCAGGAUAUGGCACCUACGGCCCCAGACUGGAGAUAACCACCAAGGAAGAGACCACAGCCGCGAUCGUCUCCAGCGAGCAGAACCCCGUCAUCAUCAUCGCGGUGGUGGCUGUGGCGGGGACCAUCAUCCUGGUGUUCAUGGUGUUCGGCUUCAUCAUCGGGAGAAGGCACUGCGGGUACAGCAAAGCUGAUCAGGAGGGAGAUGAGGAGCUCUACUUCCAGUUCAAAUUUCCAGGCACCAAAACCUACAUUGACCCUGAAACCUACGAGGACCCAAACAGGGCUGUCCAUCAAUUUGCCAAGGAGCUGGACGCCUCCUGCAUUAAAAUCGAGCGGGUUAUUGGAGCAGGAGAGUUCGGGGAGGUGUGCAGCGGCCGGCUGAAGCUUCCCGGAAAGCGGGACGUGUCGGUCGCCAUCAAGACGCUGAAAGUGGGCUACACGGAGAAGCAGAGGCGGGACUUCCUGUGCGAAGCCAGCAUCAUGGGACAGUUCGACCAUCCCAAUGUGGUUCAUCUGGAGGGAGUUGUGACAAGAGGAAAACCGGUCAUGAUUGUCAUCGAGUACAUGGAGAACGGCUCAUUAGAUGGUUUCCUCAGGAAACACGAUGGUCAGUUCACAGUCAUCCAGUUGGUGGGGAUGCUGCGGGGCAUAGCAGCGGGAAUGAGAUAUCUCUCCGAUAUGGGAUACGUCCAUCGAGAUCUGGCUGCGCGAAACAUCCUUGUCAACAGCAAUCUCGUAUGUAAAGUGUCUGACUUCGGCCUGUCAAGGGUGAUAGACGACGAUCCCGAGGCUGUCUACACAACAACUGAAAAGUGGCUAAGAGCCGCGAUCGUCUCCAGCGAGCAGAACCCCGUCAUCAUCAUCGCGGUGGUGGCUGUGGCGGGGACCAUCAUCCUGGUGUUCAUGGUGUUCGGCUUCAUCAUCGGGAGAAGGCACUGCGGGUACAGCAAAGCUGAUCAGGAGGGAGAUGAGGAGCUCUACUUCCAGUUCAAAUUUCCAGGCACCAAAACCUACAUUGACCCUGAAACCUACGAGGACCCAAACAGGGCUGUCCAUCAAUUUGCCAAGGAGCUGGACGCCUCCUGCAUUAAAAUCGAGCGGGUUAUUGGAGCAGGAGAGUUCGGGGAGGUGUGCAGCGGCCGGCUGAAGCUUCCCGGAAAGCGGGACGUGUCGGUCGCCAUCAAGACGCUGAAAGUGGGCUACACGGAGAAGCAGAGGCGGGACUUCCUGUGCGAAGCCAGCAUCAUGGGACAGUUCGACCAUCCCAAUGUGGUUCAUCUGGAGGGAGUUGUGACAAGAGGAAAACCGGUCAUGAUUGUCAUCGAGUACAUGGAGAACGGCUCAUUAGAUGGUUUCCUCAGGAAACACGAUGGUCAGUUCACAGUCAUCCAGUUGGUGGGGAUGCUGCGGGGCAUAGCAGCGGGAAUGAGAUAUCUCUCCGAUAUGGGAUACGUCCAUCGAGAUCUGGCUGCGCGAAACAUCCUUGUCAACAGCAAUCUCGUAUGUAAAGUGUCUGACUUCGGCCUGUCAAGGGUGAUAGACGACGAUCCCGAGGCUGUCUACACAACAACUGGUGGCAAAAUACCCGUCCGAUGGACCGCACCGGAAGCCAUCCAGUAUCGUAAAUUCACCUCUGCGAGUGAUGUGUGGAGUUAUGGCAUUGUCAUGUGGGAGGUCAUGUCCUAUGGGGAACGGCCUUACUGGGACAUGUCCAAUCAAGAUGUCAUAAAGGCAAUAGAGGAGGGCUACCGUCUUCCAGCCCCUAUGGACUGCCCACCAGGCCUGCAUCAGCUAAUGCUGGACUGCUGGCAGAAAGACAGAGCCGAACGGCCCAAAUUCGAUCAGAUAGUCGGCAUCCUCGACAAGAUGAUCCGCAACCCUAACACUUUGAAAACCCCAGUGGGAACGUGUACAAGACCAAUUAGCCCACUGUUAGAUCAGAGCACACCAGACUUCACCGCUUUCCGCUCAGUGGGAGAGUGGCUGGAAGCCAUCAAGAUGGAGCGAUACAGAGACAACUUCACAGCAGCUGGCUACAGUUCCCUGGAAUCUGUGGCCAGGAUGUCAAUCGAGGACGUGAUGAGCUUGGGAAUCACGCUGGUGGGCCAUCAGAAAAAGAUCAUGAGCAGCAUACAGACUAUGAGAGCCCAGAUGCUGCAUCUCCAUGGAACGGGAGUCCAGGUGUGACGAGCUGUGACAGGACGCCGCCUUCGGACGGGGCGAAAAUGGGAAGAAAAAAAAAACAAAACUGAACUUAUUCUGGAGCAGCGCCCGGGGACGUAACCGGGAUAAUCGUCAAAGUAAACGGACGUCUGUUAUGUCUGACUCUUCCGGCUGUGUCUGGAGUGAAAUCAUUCCUUUGUUCCUCAGUGAAGGAUUGUGGUCCGCCUCUUCAAAAAAAAGGGCACUAAAGAGAGGAAAAGGGCAAAAAAACAGCAACAAAAAAAGAAACUACCUGGACAAGACGACUUAUGUUUUUUUUUCUUUUUUGUAGAAGCGCUUACGAGCUCAACCCACAUAUCAAACGGUGCAUUGGAAAGGAGUUUGACGCUUAUGUUUCUUUAACUUAAUGGAUGAUUUAAGUGCACACCAUGGCAGUGGAUUUUCCUUUACAAAGAACAAAAAAAACAACUUGUCUACUUGCGGUGGUUUCACUUUUCUUUAUCUAAUUUUGUUAAUUUUAUUUGUGUCUGCCACAGUGACAUGUUGUGUCACAUACAAAGGUUCCUUUUUUUUUUCCUCUUCUCUGUGGACGUCACAACAGGGUAACUCUUUUAUCCAAACGCAGAGGGAACUUUAUAGGUUGCAGACUUAAAGGUACUUUUUUUGUGCUGAGAUGUGCUGGACUGUUUGCAGUGACUAGUGUUUUCCUUCAUGUGCUGUUGAAGUGAAAAUGGUGAAAAUCCUCACGUGCUUGUUUUGGCAGCCUACCGGAGUGGGUUCUCCACAUGAUUUCGACUUUUCAAAAGUUUUUAUUAAGGAAUUUUUUCCGAUAAGUGCAACACAGAGGAGAUGCGGGAGGCAAAUUGUUCUUCGAAUCACCAGACUUUUAUAUCAGAGUAGCAAUAUCCUUCGUCUUAGUGUUCACUACGGGGAAACAGAGUUUUAGUACAAUAACUUGGUUAUUGAGUAGAAUGUUGCAGCACAGUUGAAAAGAUUGUAUUGAAAUUGCAGCCACCGCAUAUUGUUUUGCCAUCAUUUUGCCUAAAAUGUUGCACACGCUGUUUGUUUCAGUGCAUUGCUCGGCUGCGAAUACAGUUUUUAAGGGUGGAUCCAAGAAAAGAGUAGACGUAAUACUGCCUUAAAAUGUGUUUAGAUUUAGCAUUGCCACUAUUUUAGGCACUUCAAUGGCAACGCUUUUCUGCGGCUCAUUUCAAGGGUGGACAAGUUCCCUAUUUUUUAUUUUCUUCAUUUGUUUGUUUUCCUUGUAGCGUGAUGUCUUUAUACGUGGAACUUGAACUGGUGCGCACGGACACGGUUUAAUGCCACAAGUGACACAGUCAGCGAGGAAGAGUCGGAUUAAAAAGAGCAAUAAUUACCAGGUAGAAACGGUCACCUCACCUGAGGUUUUUUUUUAAGGUGCUAGGUAGAAAAAUGCAUAUGUGUGCUGUGCUGAGACAAACCCUUUUGGAAAGAUUCAGUCACUGCCGGAAAAGGAAAGGAAUGUACCUCUUUGACCUACAAACGGUUUUGGAAAGCGCUCAGAAAACUGCCGUGCCAAGUCAUCAAAUGAAAUAAUCAUGUCGUAUUUUGCCACUAUGAUAUGCUAAAAGUUUGAUGAGAAUCGUACAUGGCAUGGAAAUGUUGAAUUCAGUGGCUGCAGAGAUGAAAGAGACACCAUCUGAAACACUAGAAAGGUGCCAAUUAGCCAUGCUGACAUCAUCUUCUGACACAUUGCGUCGCCCCGAAAUCAAAGAGCCCCCUUCAGGGUUUGGGUAUGAAAAUGCAGGACCAAACGACGGAGCCCGCGUCGGACGCAGACCGUGCUGUUAAAUCCCUCCGUCCCGGCUCUGCAGGCAGCGAUGCGGCUCCCCCUGUUUUUUCAUGCGUCUCCGUUGCUCAUCCCUCGCAGGCGUAGAUGUGACAGAACAUGCAUUAAAGUUUUUCUUAAGAUUGCUCUGCUUUUCUUCCCAUACGGCUUUGUAUGGAGAACAGAGAUGAGGAGGGGGGGGGGGCGGCUUUGCAGAAGAUGUGCUAAAAGCCAAUCAACCUAUUUGGUGCCAUCUAUCUCCACUUCAAGAAAAAGAAAAAAAAGAAAAAAAUCAACAAAGAAAAAAAAAAAAAGAAAAGUUUCUAUGUUGAGUAUGUUUUAGUGCAGUAUUCUUUGAUAGAAAAUGCAGUUAUUCAACCGUCACGUAAAGAGGAGGGGUGUUCACAGUAGAAAACCAUCAUUUUACUGCUGCUGCUCCAACCUGAGAGACAAAUCCAUAUUUUCAAAGCUGCGGUCAUUUUUAUUAAAGUGCUGUUUUUUUUUUUCCAUCUACAAUGCAUAGAAAACGUUUAAUCACAUCAGGAAUCAACCUUGAGCUCACUAACAAGCAGUAAAACCAUUUGAAGCUUUCUUCAUUCUCUCUAUUACCUCCUCGACUACGUCCACAUCGAGCCAGAAACAUUUGAGAACACUUUCUUUUCUCUGUGCUUUGACCCUCUAUCCACACUGAGCUACCGAAACGAAAGUGGUGGAUAAAUCUAGCAAUGAAAACAAAGAAGGCGUACGUCUGCCUAGACACCGUCAAGGGCUGUGUUUCACUAAAGUCUGUCGCCUCUGAAGGGGAGGUUAUAGUCUGAAAAUCGAUGUCUGUGCACGACCGACCAGACGUAUAUGAUCGGCGCUUAUGGUCUGCAAAUGAAGUCAACAUGAUCUCAAGUUAAGACUGCAUUUGGACAGCACUGCACAGUUCUAUUUGCUUGUAAAACUAACAAGUAGUCACAUUUUGGAAGUCAGGUUUGUCAUGUAACACCCUGAAACCAUGCAGUUAAACAAGGCAUAGAUAAGUUACUGCUCCUACCUCACCAAGAACUAGUUUCAGCACAAGAACUCCACCUAAAACCACAAAUUGCUGCUUUUAAAUUUCCAUUUGAUGCGUCGUGUUAAUUGGGAGACUUAGCGGGUGCCGGUAGGUGUGUUGUUGCACUUUAAACAGUGUCUGUAUGCUAAGCUGGGCGAACCGCACCCCGACUGCAGCGACUCAUGAGAGUCUUAUCAAUCUUUUAAUCUAAGGCCUUGAAUAUACUCCCGUGUGGAGGCCAACAAGGACAGCUGCGACGUGUAGUUGGUGUUAUUACACUACUUUCUAUUCCACUCGGAGCGCUUUCGGCGGCUGCACGGACACAAAUUUUAGACUCGGGCGGACGACACUCAAGUACUUGCAGAUGUACAACGCAGGCUUAACUCGCUCGAACAAAGCAAACAAAUGUGCAUGACAAAACGCCCGGCUGUCUCCUUUAGCAGGUAGCGCUUUUGAGCAUCCUGUUGCUCCAAAAACACGACAAAUAAAAAUGGCAAAAUUGUGCAGCGUCGGUGAGGACUUUCAGCACACGUCGAAAGAGGAAAGAGAAGAAUGCAGCUGUUCUCUUGCGGGUUCGGUGCUUGAAUGCGGGCGGAGAAGUCUAUAAAAAGACCUGCAACAGCUAAUGUGGAUGCAUGUCGUUUUCAGGCACAAACGAAGAUUAGCGGCAUCUCUGGCUUAGUGUGGACGCAUGCUUAGAUCCAUUUUCACUGCGCGAUUCACCUUUGUGAAGAGACACCAGAAAUUAGCCCUGACCAGACCUCUUUGUCACACACACCCUCCCUUUAUCCAUACAGCAGAGCUCAGCAAUUGGGCCUUGGCCAGACCUUUGAAUUGAAUACCGGCAUAAAGUCAUUCAGUCAGCACAAAACUCCCCAGUUCACAGGCAGCACUCCGUCUCUCACCCACCACACCAACCCCACCUCCGACUCCCCGCUCUGGUUUUAAAACCAGGGCGCUAUAGGAGAAGGUGGAGGGUCCUCACACCUCCAGGGUAGAUGCCUCUGUCACCCCCUCCUCCUUUUUUUUUUUUUUUUUUUGUUGUAAUUUUCUGUGCUGGGGAGACAGCAGUUUGAGCCAAAUUGAGAUUAAGGCCAGGAUACAAUCGAUACAGCGUCCAAAUCACCUGCAACCUUCACCGACAGAAGUAACUUUACUAUCUGUUUCAGCUUGUUUCAUCAACGUUCUGAACUUCAGGUUGCUCAACUCUGGACAAAAAAAGAAAAAAAAAAAGGUUUUGUUGUGGCUCUGUUUCAGAAAAAAGAAAAAAAGAGUAAAAAGACAAAAAAAAUUCUAUAAAUCUGCAGGAUGUAGAAUGUUGGUCAGAAUCAGGAAUAGCAGAUAGAAGUUAUUUUUCAAAUUUUGUGGUUCAGCAGUUGGAAAUUAGAUUCACCGCUCUGGCGAGGUGGUGGGUAAUUCCAAAGAGUGCAGCACUGUCGAUUGUGUCAGAAAGAGCCGAGACUUGAGGGGAUCUUUGCAUAUGUUCUAAUUGUAAAACUUGUAAAUUUUAUUUAUAUUGUUUUUUACACAUAUUACUCAGUAGAGAGCUCUGAAUACAUUGAAAAUGCACUAUAUUUUUCUAUCUCGCAGAUGAAUUAUUGUCACCCACAAGAUUUCAGUUGUACAUAAUUUUUCAUUUAGGACCAAAGACAGCUGAUAGGAUUCCCAUCUUUACUUUGAACUUUGUUUUGAUUUUUUUUUUCUUUUUUUGCCUUUUAGUUUGUUGUACAGUAAUACAAAUUGUCGAUUUAUUAUUUAUUUUUCUGUGAUGAAAGUACUGAGAAUAUUCACUGGUCAAAAGUAUUUUCCCCAAUGGCAGAACUGUAUGAUCAUUUAAUUAGACAAUUUCUUGUUACAUAGACUUCUUUUUGCUUUGUAACCUUUGUAAUAGACUGUACAUAUAUUUUUGGAAAUAUAAUACAAUCUCUAUAGAAUU